AUGAUCGUUGGGGGAGGGCCUACUGUUGUAGAAUUAGCUGCUGAGAUCAUAGUUGAUUUUCCUGACAAGAAGUUGACCCUGAAGGUCGAAGUCAUCUUGGGCCAGUCAGUAAAGCUGAACUCCAGAGCGGAGGGUGCGUACGAGACGUCAGGUGGCGAGACGAUUAUUGCCGAUUGUCAUUUCCUUUGCACCGGCAACCCACUUAGUUCGUCUUGGCUAAAGGACACCAUUUUGAAGGACAGUUUAGACAUGCAUGGGAGGCUGAUGGUCGAUGCAAAUCUAAGGGUUAAGGGUCACACCAACAUCUUUGUUAUUGGUGAUAUUACUAAACUCAAACAAGGAUACGUGGCUCAGGCUCACGCAUCAGUUACUGCUAAGAACUUGAAGUUGUUAAUGCAGGGAGAAAACAAGAGCAAGCUGUCUACUUAUAAGCCGGGCCCACUACUGGCACUCGUUUCACUUGGCAGAAGAGAGGGAGUGGCAAGGCCGACCAAAACCAUAACUGCUGCCUUAAUCCGAGCCCUCCUCCAGCACAAUCGCAAGCUGCAGCUCUCUGGUGAGACUCCCCACGUCGUGGUCAUCACCUCAAGCAAAGGCGGCAAGACCACCACCACCGCCAACAUCGGCCACUCCCUAGCGCGCCUCGGCUUCUUUGUCGUCGCCAUUGACGCGAACGUCGGCCUCCGCAACCUCAACCUACUCAUCGGCCUCGAGAACCGCAUCAAAUACACAGUCAUCGAGGUCCUCGAGAAGACGAAUUUGGAUCGGGAGGAUUCGGGCUUUUCUUCUUCAAUUCCCCCAAUUUCUGCUCGACCACGGGAUGACGGUGACAAAUUCGCCUGGCCAAAAAUACCAAAUUUUUGCUGGAAAACUCAAUUUCUCAAAUUUCCCCAAUUAUCAUAUUGUUCUCUUUGA
Molecule: messenger RNA, 915 nt
Organism: Striga hermonthica
Lineage: Eukaryota; Viridiplantae; Streptophyta; Magnoliopsida; Lamiales; Orobanchaceae
Source: the annotation of a GenBank genome assembly